AUGGACGAUCCAAUGCCCUCGCCGCUCAAUGCAAGAAUGAUCACGUUGAUGCGAAGUCAAAGCACAAGCUCCACUGCAUACUAUCCACAGAUCCCGCGUCGACAAUCUUCACUGUCGGCGAGCCUGAGCGAUGGCACCAGUGGCCAAGCAGUCUCAACAAGAACCCCAUCACUCUCCGAAAGUCUUUAUCAAAUCCGAGUUGUCAAAAUCCGGGAACAGAACGCGCGCGCCCUCUCGAAUGGUUACGAUCCGGACGACCCCUUCGUUGACAAGAACCCGCAACUCCUUACCGAUGAACAACAGGCUAAACAUCCCAUGAAUCGGUAUCGAGCACUUCCGCGAUUGACAAUUCGCUGGAGUUCUGGAUCUUGGGACUCUUCCGGACAAUCUGUACCAUCCAACCCAGCAAGCGGGUCAUUGCAAUCGAGAGCCCCCACACCUCAAAUCGAAAACCUUGAACUGAACCAGUUUUCUCAAGUCAAAUCAGCAUACAUAUCCUCAAUGGACUUGCCCGUCGCGUUUGUUGAUGUGAAGUCGACGACUAGCAGCCCGCAAAUCGGCCUAGGGGCCAUGUCUCUAUGGACUACCGUACAUGUCUCUGCCGAUGUCACCUCGGUUCCUUUUCCGGGAACAUCAGGUCUUGCUCCCCUCGAUGCAAUCGUUGUUCUUGAUAGAUUGUCUCAGCCGUCUGUCAACUUGCUGGCACAGAUAACCUUGGGCCCCUCUGUGUUGGCAUCCAAUUUGAUGCAUAAUCAUGACCGGAUUGCUAUAGUCUGUGUAAACGGAAUGAGGAAGCACGGGUUCGAAAUCUUGCUACCUCUGGGCUUCCAUUCCCUUGACACUGUUCGAUCUGCUCUUAACAGAUUCUCCCAACGCCAACAUCCCAUGAAACAUGGCGCACCUCUGAACCUCGGAAACGCCAUCCAGCAAGUUGCCAACAUGUUUUGUACUUCCACACGACCCGCCUUCUGUCAUUUGUUCUUUGUCUCUGCUACCCCACCCGAUCAUCUCUUGAUACCGUGGAUUGACCAGGCCAUUGGAUUCCAUACCAUCACUCCCAAAACCUGUCUACCAGUGACUCGACCAAACUUCCAGGCUGGCUGGCAUAUUUCUUACGAUGUUGCGACCGGUGACCUGUGCCCUCAUGGAGCACAUUUUAUACGCAAAGUUUCCAAGGUCAUCCGGCACCUUCGUACCGGCAUACGUCCAGGGUCCAUAUCUGACCUCAAACUUUCUCUGUCACCUGGCCAUGGAUGUCUCAUCCAGACAGUUAUAGAUAGUACUCGGCUAACUUCCAUUCGUCCUGGUGAAACAUGGGUUGUUCCGGUUCGGAUCCAUAUACCAAACGCCUUUCCUCCAGCCUCUCUUCCGUCUGAAUCGCCCGUUCAAUCUCCUAUCCUCGGAGACCUGUUUGCUCAGAUCAAUGAGCUUUUGGAAGAAUUCACCGGUGAAAUCACUCAGCCGAUCUUGACCGCUUCGGUCGAUUAUCGUCAUUCGUUACUCCCAACACCGAAUCUAAUUCACGCCGAGACACAACUGACCGUUGUCCGGAUGGAAGAUAGCCGUCAAUUUGGCAAACCGAAUGUUGUGGUAAUUGAACAAGGCGAGGAGCUGGUUAUGUUCUGA
This is a messenger RNA of Penicillium cataractarum, 1626 nucleotides long. RefSeq lists its product as uncharacterized. Lineage: Eukaryota; Fungi; Ascomycota; Eurotiomycetes; Eurotiales; Aspergillaceae. The transcript has 3 exons. The record is from RefSeq and is a predicted model, not a curated record. The coding region runs from base 1 to 1626 and encodes 541 amino acids.